Actinia tenebrosa (Australian red waratah sea anemone) is the source of this 2651-nucleotide messenger RNA. Its product is annotated as serine/threonine-protein phosphatase 4 catalytic subunit. Lineage: Eukaryota; Metazoa; Cnidaria; Anthozoa; Actiniaria; Actiniidae. Gene Ontology annotation, molecular function: protein serine/threonine phosphatase activity. The record is from RefSeq and is a predicted model, not a curated record.
AUGUCAACAGGAAAUGAUAGAGGCGGCUUUUUUGGCUUGAUGCAAUAGUCGAACUUUUCAUCAACUAMAAGUCUUUCUUUUACUUCACUUUACAACCCAUUUACCAAGUACUACUUAAAACAGUUAAUACUCUACGGACUGGUUUAAUAUUGAGUCGAAAAGCUGCCUAAAAGUGAUAAAAAGUUUCAUCUUAGUAAACGCUGUUGAGGCUUUAUCGUGAAAAAAGCCAAAUCGUGCCAAGAAUUCAAAGAUUCUUAUUUCAAUAUUCACCUCGUAUUCUGAACACAAGGUUAUAAUUCAUUCAUGGCGGAUUGUAGUGAUUUAGACCGGCAAAUUGAGAAACUUAGACAGUGUGAGCUAAUCACAGAAAAAGAAGUCAAGCAAUUAUGUGCUAAAGCCAGGGAAAUACUAGUAGAGGAGAGUAAUGUACAAAGAGUAGAUUCACCAGUUACUGUAUGUGGUGAUAUACAUGGCCAAUUUUAUGAUCUAAAAGAACUUUUCAAGGUUGGAGGAGAUGUACCAGACACAAAUUAUCUUUUUAUGGGCGACUUCGUAGAUAGAGGAUUUUACAGCGUGGAAACAUUUUUACUCCUAUUAGCACUUAAGGUGCGUUAUCCAGAUAGAAUUACCCUGAUCAGAGGCAAUCAUGAAAGCAGGCAAAUAACACAGGUUUAUGGAUUUUAUGAUGAAUGUCUUAAAAAAUAUGGGUCCAUAACUGUAUGGCGAUACUGCACAGAGAUAUUUGAUUACUUGAGUCUAUCAGCGAUUAUCGAUAACAGGAUAUUCUGUGUUCAUGGUGGACUUUCCCCUUCAAUAAGCACAUUGGAUCAGAUUCGCUCUAUCGACAGAAAGCAAGAAGUUCCYCAUGAUGGUCCAAUGUGUGAUCUCCUUUGGUCAGACCCUGAAGAUAUCCAAGGCUGGGGAGUAAGUCCCAGAGGAGCAGGAUACCUAUUUGGUAGUGACGUAGUAGCUCAAUUUAAUCUAGCCAAUGACAUUGAUCUAAUAUGCCGAGCUCAUCAACUGGUUAUGGAAGGCUACAAGUGGCAUUUUAAUGAGACAGUCCUAACUGUCUGGUCUGCACCAAACUACUGCUACAGAUGUGGAAAUGUUGCAGCCAUYCUGGAGCUUGAUGAGCACUUAAAACGAGAAUUCACAAUAUUCGAAGCAGCUCCCCAAGAUGUGAGAGGAACGCCAACUAUAGCCAAGAAACCUCCAGCAGACUAUUUCCUCUAGAACUGACCUUCCUAUUCAUUCAUUCUUCUAUAUAUUUAUACUCACUAGUGCUCUACUUUGUCGCUCCUAAAAGAUAUUAGAAUACUUCUCUAACUUAUUAGGAAAACUAGCUCGAACAGACUGAUUCAUGUAUUGUUCUAUUAUAAUAUUAUGUUUUAAUUUUCUCAUUAUUUCAGCCAUUUAGUCSCAAGCUACUUUUACUUGUGGGAGGGAGGGGGUGUUAGAAUAGAGGGGGUCUUAUAGUUUUUAAGGGAGGACCUAGUGCAUAAUGGGUUGAAGGCAGCCAUGUCAUGGGGCAAGAACAACGUUUAGUAAUAUUUUUGCAGGAAAAAGAUUUUACUUUUGAAAGUAGAAAAUUAUAUUGUUUAACUCCACAAUAUGGGUGCUGUAAAACCCCGCUAUCAGUGUAGAGUUGCCUGUCGACCCACUUAUUCCAUAAAGUUAGUAACUUAUGCAACAGAACCUCUAUAAAGCAACCAAACUCUAUUUAGGGAGCAUUUUUUUAGAGAGGGGAGGGUUAAGGGGAGGGCCAGUUACACAGCCAAAAAGGGAGGGUCGUCGGUAUGCUUAUUCAAUCCAAAGUUCUAUCACUUAAUACAAGACUGACAAACAAUGGGUAGGGUUUCAAUAUUUUUUCCUUUGAAGAAAGGGAAGGUUGUCAGUUUUUUUCUGAUAGUACACAUAGAUUUCUUCCCUUUUCCAAAAAAAUAUAUUCAUGUGGGCAGUCCAAAAGAGAGUAUUCAGUUUUGUACCUCUAUCUGCCCCUUUACGAUUCCCCAAUUGCCAGAGGGUGGUUGCUUUUAAAAUAGAGGUUCUACUGUAAUCUAACAAACGUUAAGAGAAACUAAUACCAGUACUUCCUUUUGAUAAGAUAGGAACUGUUAUAUUUUAUCYCAAAAUAACUGAAUAAAUCAAAUAGCCCACCCCUGAGAUAUGCUUCGAUUGUCACGCACAAAGGUUUCAGUAUGAGGCUACGUGCUAAAUUAAAUUWAUUCUUACUGUCUGUCACGAAUGACUGAGCAUUUUGCACAUAGCCUCAUACUGAAACCUUUGCGUGUGACAAGCGAAGCAUAUCUCGGAAAUGGGCUAUUGUAGUCGCUUUUCUACUAACUGUGGAACUUUACGAUGUGAUGACAGGUCUACUAAAUUCUAUGGGUUAAAAGUAUCUAAAUUGUAAAUGGCUGACCGAAAUAGAUAAUACUAUCCAAAAUGAGUCCAUUUCUGUAAAUUAUUUUUAAACAUUUCCAAUUUUGCAAGAUUACAAUUUUCCACAUAUCAAGUGAUUAGUGAAUAACUAUUGGAAAUAAUUAUGUUGUCAUUUUUACAUGUGAUGUUUAAUUAUGUURUUGUACAGAAAUUGUUAAUACUGUAAUAAUGUAUUAAAAAUGUGUUGUAUAAAUAAAUUAGUUUGAUGAUCA